Molecule: messenger RNA, 849 nt
Organism: Colias croceus (clouded yellow)
Lineage: Eukaryota; Metazoa; Arthropoda; Insecta; Lepidoptera; Pieridae
Product: protein takeout-like
Exons: 5
Coding region: 67-789 (240 amino acids)
Source: RefSeq, a predicted model, not a curated record
CUUAUAUGUCGAUUCUCUUAUUCAUAAAGAUUUUUGAAACGACCGAGGUCGGGUCUCGCUGCAAAUAUGGGAUCGAUUUUAAAUCUAGUAGUUUUUUCUGUAGUCCUAAUAAAUAGUGCAUACUCUAAAUCCGUACUGUCACCAUGCAAAAAGGAUGAUUCGGAAUGUAUAGAAAACUCAAUAAAUGCGGCAUUCCCGACGCUUCUCUCCGCGAAUCCCGAACUUGGGAUUGAGUCAUCGGAUCCUCUUCAUGUAGAAUUUAUAGAAGGAGAUCUCUCCAUUAUAAAAUACAAGUUCAAAAACGCCAUUUUAGAGGGAUAUAAACAAUGCGCCGUUUCCAAUGUGAAAACCGACAUCAACGCAUUGAAAUUCCACUUAGAACUGAACUGUCCGAAGUUCCACCUUUCUGGUGACUACACGAUAUCUGGACGUCUCAUCAUUCUACCAGUUGAGGGAACGGGCACCUUUGAUAUGGCAUCCACCACAUACAAGACUAUUGUGGAUGGUGAAUUGAAGAAAACGCAAGGAAAAGAUGGCAAAGAUUAUAUAACAAUUAAAAACUUUAAACUAGAGAACGAAGCGCUCGGUCCCAUUUUAUUUGACUUCAAAAACCUAUUCAAUGGGCAAAAAGACUUAUCUGACGCCGUCCACAAGUUCGCUAACGAAAAUUGGAAAGAAGUAGCCGAUCUAGUCCAAGACCCUGUAUUUUACACAACCAUCAAGAAAAUCGUGUCCAAUGUGAACAAAUACUUGAAAACCGUCCCUCUAGAAGACUUGAUGUUACAAUAACUGAAAAAGAAAAUAAAUAUAACGUGUAUGAUGUAACCAAAAAUUAAAUACAGAUAUGGG